This is a messenger RNA of Daucus carota subsp. sativus, 1029 nucleotides long. Its product is annotated as rac-like GTP-binding protein RAC13. Gene Ontology annotation, molecular function: protein kinase binding; GTPase activity; GTP binding. The transcript has 7 exons. NCBI's taxonomy places the organism in Eukaryota, Viridiplantae, Streptophyta, Magnoliopsida, Apiales, Apiaceae. The record is from RefSeq and is a predicted model, not a curated record. Gene Ontology annotation, biological process: establishment or maintenance of cell polarity; regulation of actin cytoskeleton organization; regulation of cell shape. Gene Ontology annotation, cellular component: cytoplasmic vesicle; cytoskeleton; cell projection. Bases 158 to 748 code for a protein of 196 amino acids.
GUACUCAUCAUUUCAGACAAUUUCUAGGUGGUUAGGAAUUACCAACUUCUUUGUCUCUUUAAGAUUCAAAUUCUAUGCUUCGCAUUCUGAUGUUUUGAUAUAAAACCAAUAUCAUUAUCGUUGUUCAAAAAUCAUAAGAUUGAGGAUCGGAGAGAAAAUGACUACUGCAAGAUUUAUCAAAUGUGUGACAGUAGGAGAUGGAGCGGUAGGAAAGACUUGCAUGCUCAUAUCAUACACCAGCAAUACAUUUCCAACUGAUUAUGUUCCGACUGUGUUCGACAACUUCAGCGCUAAUGUGGUGGUAAACGGUAGUACAGUAAACCUGGGCCUCUGGGAUACUGCAGGACAAGAAGAUUACAACAGGCUGAGGCCUCUGAGCUACAGAGGAGCUGAUAUAUUUCUCCUGGCUUUCUCUCUAAUUAGCAAGGCCAGCUAUGAGAACAUCUACAAGAAGUGGAUACCUGAGCUGAGACAUUAUGCACCAAAUGUUCCAAUUGUGCUUGUUGGCACCAAACUUGAUUUGAGAGAAGACAGACAAUUCGCAGAUGAUCAUCCUGGUGUGACCAUAAUAUCAACAGCACAGGGAGAAGAGCUUCGGAAGAUGAUCAAUGGGGUUGCUUACAUUGAGUGCAGUUCCAAAACACAAAGGAAUGUGAAAUCAGUGUUUGAUACAGCAAUAAGGGUAGCCUUGAUGCCACCCAAACAGAAGAAGAAGCCACAAAAGCACAAGCGAUGCACAUUUCUAUAAUGUAUAACCGAACGUCUCCAUGCCAUGUACUACAAGGAAACAGAGCUUUUCCGACUGCUAGAUUCGUCGGUUUAGGCCUUAAAACUGUUGGUCGGAUAAGCCCUAUUUCCUCGUAGUGAUAUGACAACUUAUAAAAUAAAGAUUGUUCAUGUAUUAUUUUUUUCACUAUCUUCUCAACAGCCUUCACAAUUAUAUAUGAUGUUGAACAGACAUGCAGAAAUGUUAUGUAACUACUUGUAUAUUUGCAUUUCAAUCAAUUUUGCCCUCGCUUUAAUUUUAUA